Molecule: messenger RNA, 1940 nt
Organism: Drosophila bipectinata
Lineage: Eukaryota; Metazoa; Arthropoda; Insecta; Diptera; Drosophilidae
Gene: Hacl
Product: 2-hydroxyacyl-CoA lyase
Biological process (GO): fatty acid alpha-oxidation
Cellular component (GO): peroxisome
Molecular function (GO): thiamine pyrophosphate binding; magnesium ion binding; catalytic activity
Source: RefSeq, a predicted model, not a curated record
CCCACCUCUAAUCUGCGGCCACCGCUUCCCUUGGGUUGUAUAUUUUAAUUUGUUUAACUAAUUUUAGUCCAGUACGCAAAAGAACGCGGCAGCGGUUUUAGCAACUCUAGCACAAUUACCAUAAAUAGCGCACAAAAUGGCCGAGGUUGAAGCCGUGCAGAUUAUUGCCGAGUCGCUGAAGCAACAGGGUGUGGAGUAUGUCUUUGGCAUCAUUGGCAUCCCAGUUAUCGAACUGUCCAUGGCCUUCCAGGUGGCCGGACUGAAGUACAUCGGAAUGCGCAACGAACAGGCUGCCUGUUAUGCCGCCCAGGCCAUUGGCUAUUUGACUGGCAAGCCCGGUGUCUGUUUGGUGGUUUCCGGACCCGGACUGCUCCAUGUUACAGGUGGCAUGGCCAAUGCCCAGGUCAACUGCUGGCCUCUGAUUGUCAUUGGAGGAGCAACCAACCAGGACCACGAAGGCAUCGGCGGCUUCCAGGAGUGCCCACAGGUGGAGCUCUCGCGUCCCUACUGCAAGUACGCUGCACGCCCGCCAACCGCUGCCCUCAUCCCUCUGCACGUGGAAAAGGCUGUGCGGUAUGCCACCUAUGGACGUCCAGGAGUGGCCUAUCUGGAUUUCCCCGGAAACAUCUUGCAGUCGAAGGCGCUCGAGGAGCGGAUCUACAAGGCCCCUGCUCACCCAGCUCCCCCGCUGGCCUACCCUCCCCAUGACGACGUCAUCCGGGCUGCCAGGCUCCUGCGGCAGGCCAAGCGACCGCUGGUGAUUAUUGGCAAGGGAUCCGCCUAUGCUCACGCCGAGAACACGCUGCGCCACUUCAUUGAGAACACAAAUCUGCCCUUCCUGCCAACCCCGAUGGGCAAGGGUGUUGUCUCCGAUACCGCGCCCCAGUGUGUCUCCUCGGCCCGAACUCUGGCUCUUCAGAAGGCGGAUGUGGUGCUGCUUUUGGGCGCCCGCCUCAACUGGAUCCUUCACUUUGGCAAACCUCCUCGCUACGAUAAGGAUGUCAAGUUCAUCCAGGUGGACAUUAAUCCUGAGGAGUUGCACAACUCCGUGGUGGCCUCGGUCGCCAUCCAGGCCGACAUUCGUCCCUUCGCCGAGCAGUUGUUCGAGCAGAUGAAUGCCGUGAACUUCCGGUUCGGCUACGAGCAGGACUGGUGGAAGCAGCUGGCCGCCAAGUGCAAGCACAACCGCGACACUGUCCAGCAGAUGUCCCUGAAUACCCAGACGCCGCUUAACUACUACGCCGUCUUCCAUCACUUGCGCGAGCUGUUGCCCAAGGACACCAUCAUCGUCAGCGAGGGAGCCAACACCAUGGACAUUGGUCGCUCCAUGUUGUUGAACGAGCAGCCACGGCAUCGCUUGGACGCUGGUACCUUCGGAACGAUGGGUGUUGGCCCAGGAUUCGCGGUGGCCGCCGCUCUGUUCUGCCGAGACUUUGCUCCCGGCAAGCGAGUUCUGUGCGUGGAGGGCGACAGUGCCUUUGGAUUCUCCGGCAUGGAGAUCGAGACCAUGGUGCGCUACAAGCUCCCCGUGACCAUUGUGAUCGUGAACAACAACGGAAUUUACGGUGGCUUCGACAAGGACACCUUCGAGGCCAUUCGCAGUGAGGGCGAUCUGACCCAAAUCACGCCACCCUCGGCGUUGGGCGUUCAGGUACGCUACGAGGAGAUGAUGAAAAUGUUCGGCAUGCAGGGCUACUUCUGUACCGAAAUCGAGCAGCUGCAGGCGGCUGUGAAGGCGGCCAACCAGCUCACCGACAGGCCGACCAUCAUUAACGUGGCCAUCAGCCCGUCCUCGGACCGGAAGCCACAGUCCUUCAACUGGCUCACCGAGUCUAAACUGUAGGAUACAAAUAGCCGAUUAGAUCUUAAGCACAAUGUUCACCAUUCCGAAAAGUUAUAUUGCCACGAAUUUUUCUGUAUAUACAUGCAAUUUUUGAUAA